GCUGUGCUGGCGUUAGCUGCUUCUUGGGUGUCAGGCAACAUGCGCACUUAUACCGGCACUGUGAUUGAUUCCGGCGAUGGUGUUACUCAUGUGAUCCCUGUGGUCGAGGGUUAUGUAAUCGGCUCCUGCAUCAAGCACAUUCCGAUCGCCGGUCGGGACAUCACCGGCUUCAUACAACAGCUUCUACGUGACCGCGAAACCAACAUACCACCGGAGCGUAGCAUGGAGACGGCCAAAGUGAUUAAAGAGAGGUCAGUUGGUCCCCUCAAAACGAGCCCUGGUGAUCGACUAUUAGGACGAGUUCGCCUGCUCGCCAAACUACCAUCCAAACUCGGCCCGGAUGGACAGAGCGUCAGCCAGGCUGAUAGAACGGUUGUCAACUCAACUAAAACACUCGUCAGCCAAGUUUUGACUGCUAUAGCUGUUGGCAUCAAGGCAUCGGGCCAUCUUUGUUUAUCAUAUUCGGCAGUCUGUCAGGAUAUUGCUAAAGAAUUCUCCAGGUAUGACAAUGAACCAGACAAAUGGAUCCGAAAGCACACGAUGCCUGCAACCCCCAAAUUUCCUGAGUUCACCAUCGAUAUUGGCUACGAACGUUUCCUCGGGCCUGAGAUUUUCUUCCAUCCCGAGGUAAUGUUUGCACGACCUCUUCCAAGUUUCAUUUCAUGUCUUGACUGUGCUCGGUGA
Protopolystoma xenopodis is the source of this 684-nucleotide messenger RNA. Lineage: Eukaryota; Metazoa; Platyhelminthes; Monogenea; Polystomatidea; Polystomatidae. The record is from the annotation of a GenBank genome assembly.